AAUUUUAUUGUGUUUUUAUUGUGUGAUUAGUUUGUUUGUCUAAACUAAUGGCUCAAAGGACUGUUGGGUUUCGGUUAGUUAGGUGUACAUACAUUAUACUACUAGUGUUGGGCCUAAUAGGGUCGUCCAUAUUAUUGCUGAUUGGUUUGUAUGCCCUAUACGAUAGUCAAGAUAAUUGUAAACUAUAUGAAAACAUAAUGAAAUACUAUGGUAUUGAUGAACUAAAUUUUGAACCAGUAUUCAAUGAUACAUAUCUACUGGGGUCGGGUAGUAGUGGUAGUAAUAGUAGUCUAAAUACUACCAGUGCUAUACAUAAUAAUUAUGAUGACAACAACAACAAUAAUAAUAAUUUCAACAAACAAAAUUUUUUGGCCACAAUUAUGGUGUUUGUCGGUGCCGUUUCGGUAAUCUUCGAGCUAAUCGGCCUAAUCGGUGCCUGCCGUGACUCGUUGGUCAUUACGCUAACCAUAUUGAUACUGAUGAUUGUCGGUACCCUAUCGGGCCUGUUUACCAUCCGGACCAUCGACUUGUAUACAGUGAUUACCCAAUUGUUUUUCAUACUACUGGCCGCUCUCUACGUUAUCCUAUUGAAACGUCAACUGAUAACUGCCGCCGACUACUCCCGUAGCGGUGGCCGCAGUGGUCCUAUCGAUGUCGAAAUGAACAGGCGAUUAGCGGCCAGUAAUGGUGGCCAACAACAACCGCAUAGAAAGUCGGGAACGUUAGAUACAAAGUACAUAACCUUAGAUGGUUCGGGUGUGGGCGCAGGUGGUGGUGGAGGUACAGGUGCCGGACCACCACCUUAUUAGUAUUGAAUGGACAGUCAUAGAGCACACACAUACAUAAUA
This is a messenger RNA of Oppia nitens, 848 nucleotides long. RefSeq lists its product as uncharacterized. The coding region runs from base 48 to 809 and encodes 253 amino acids. The transcript is spliced from 2 exons. Lineage: Eukaryota; Metazoa; Arthropoda; Arachnida; Sarcoptiformes; Oppiidae. The record is from RefSeq and is a predicted model, not a curated record.